Harpia harpyja (harpy eagle) is the source of this 3797-nucleotide messenger RNA. RefSeq names its product PX domain containing serine/threonine kinase like (gene PXK). Gene Ontology annotation, molecular function: phosphatidylinositol binding; ATP binding; actin binding. The transcript has 18 exons. Bases 97 to 1764 code for a protein of 555 amino acids. NCBI's taxonomy places the organism in Eukaryota, Metazoa, Chordata, Aves, Accipitriformes, Accipitridae. Gene Ontology annotation, biological process: protein targeting to lysosome; protein phosphorylation; early endosome to late endosome transport. The record is from RefSeq and is a predicted model, not a curated record. Gene Ontology annotation, cellular component: late endosome; early endosome; extrinsic component of endosome membrane.
GGCGUCGCGGCGCUGCCGUGUUGACAGCGGCGGCCGCGCCGGGAGCUGCCCCGGGAAGCAGGUUGGCGGCGUCGGGCUCCCGUUCCCCGCCCCGGUAUGGCCUUCAUGGAGAAACCGCCGGCCGGCAAGGUGCUGCUGGACGACACGGUGCCGCUGACAGCGCAGAUCGAGGCGAGCCAGAGCCUGCACUCCCACACGGAAUACAUAAUCCGUGUUCAGAGAGGAGUUUCAGCAGAAAACAGUUGGCAGAUUGUGAGGCGAUACAGUGACUUCGACUUGCUUAAUAAUAGCUUGCAGAUCUCAACUCUAAGUCUACCUCUUCCUCCAAAAAAAUUGAUUGGAAAUAUGGAGCGUGAAUUCAUAGCUGAAAGACAGAAGGGACUCCAGGCCUAUCUUGAUGUAAUUACUACCCAUCACAUACUGUCUAACUGUGAACUGGUAAAAAAAUUCUUGGACCCAAACAGCUAUUCUGUAAACUACACUGAAAUUGCCUUACAGCAUGUUUCAAUGUUCUUCCGAUCAGAGCCAAAGUGGGAAGUGGUAGAACCAUUAAAAGAUAUAGGUUGGCGAAUACGUAAGAAAUAUUUCUUAAUGAAGAUUAAGAAUCAACCAAAGGAACGGCUAAUGUUAAGCUGGGCUGAUCCUGGCCCUGAUAAAUACUUGUCUGACAAAGACUUACAGUAUGCUGUGAAACUUCUUUCUUCCUGUUCUCAUCCCUAUAUUUACAAAAUCACUUUUGCCACUGCCAAUGAAUCUUCAGCACUGGUUAUUAGACCAUUCAGUGAAAAAGGGACACUAAAGGACCUUAUUUAUAAGGCAAAGCCAAAAGACCCAUUCCUGAAGAAGUAUUGCAAUCCUAAAAAAAUUCAGGGUCUUGAACUUCAGCAAAUAAAAACAUAUGGAAGGCAAAUAUUAGAGGUAUUAAAAUUCUUGCAUGACAAAGGAUUUCCUUACGGCCAUCUUCACUCUGCCAACGUGAUGUUGGAUGGGGACACCUGCAAGUUACUGGAUCUAGAAAAUUCCUUAUUGGGACUUCCAUCGUUUUAUCGAUCAUACUUUUCACAGUUUCGGAAAAUUAAUACUUUAGAAGGUGUUGAUGUACACUGCUUUGGACACUUACUGUAUGAAAUGACAUACGGAAGACCCCCAGAUACGAUUCCGGUAGACAGCUUCCCCCCUGCACCAUCAGUGUUUGUUGUGUCUGUGUUGGAAUCCAUUCUGACCUGUGAAGCUAUGAAGAAUGGCAUGCCAACUGUUUCACGGCUCUUACAGAUGCCAUUAUUCAGCGAUGUCCUGCUAACAAACUCCGAGAAACCACAGUUUAAGAUUCCUACUAAGCUAAAAGAGGCAUUGAAAACCUCCAAGGAGUGCAUAGAAAAGCGAUUAACAGAAGAACAGAAAUUGAUUCACCAGCACAGAAGGCUGACAAGAGCUCAAUCUCAUCAUGGCUCUGAAGAAGAAAAAAAGAAAAGGAAGAUCUUAGCACGAAAAAAGUCAAAACGCUCUGCCUAUGAAAGUGGGGAAGAACACUCAGCAAAAUACAGCAACUCAAAUAACUCAGCAGGCUCUGGGGCGAGUUCCCCAUUAACAUCUCCAUCAUCACCCACUCCACCCUCUACAGCAGAAUAUGUGAGACAAGACAGGCCAAUCGUUCCCCAUAUAGCUGGUGAUGGGCUGCAAAUGCCACCUUCACGUGCAUGUCCUGUGGAAUGGCAAGUGGUCACCUCUGAAGCCUUUUGCUUUUACUCCUGCCUGGAUCUUUGAUUAUACUUGUGUAGAAAUGAUGGUGCAGUGUGCAGCAGCAGAGUUGCACAAGAUCAGGGUGUUUGGGAAAGCUGCUUGGGGCAAAUAAGGCCACCUGCCUGGAUCCCAGCUGCCAGGAAGCACCUCCAUGCAGGCCCUCGCUGCUGGGCUAGCUGCCUGCACGCACCGCUGUGGGCUCUGGCUUCCCAGGGGGUCAGGACCUGGAGGCUGAGGCAUGAUGAGAAGCAUGAGAUGGACAUGACUGGGGUAGAAAGCAAGGGCCAGAGUGCAAAGGUGACUGGUGGGAACGUGAGAGGCAGGCAAGCGGUGUGAGUGGCAGAUUGUUGUGAUGCAUUCAGCCUGCGAAACCAGCAUUUGUUACAACAUGUUUGGAGAAAGUCUGACAGUACUGUGGAAGUGUAAAACACUUCCAGAAAACUCUAUCUGCAGUUAGUACUUUAAAAUAGGAGUAUAAUCUGACCAAGCAGUCAUCACAAAUACUACAGCGAUGUGGUCCUUCCUAAGAAUGUAAAGUUAGUCAUGUAAAUAAGCAAAUCUUAGUACCUGUUUUUCCAGUCUUUGUUACUGUUCGUGACCCAAAGAGCAAACUGCUUCACUGGGGACAAACGAGAAGCUGAAGCUGGGAAGUCCUGUUCAGUGAUCUCCAUUUCCCUCAGUGCAAGAUCACAUUUGAGUCAUGUUUUGCAUCCCUGAGUACUGAGGCACUUUGGGUUUCAUUUCAGAGGUGUCUCAGGUGACACGACUCACCUGCAGAUAGAGGGAUUUGAUCACUGGCAUUUUUCAUCUGUUCUGUUCUUCACACUCCACUGGCAUUCAAGGAAUGACGUGACUAGUACAGGACUGACCAAGUCCAGCUAAGCAGCCGCAGUCCUCUGCGGCGGGACCUCCUUGGCAUAAUCAAACUACAUCUUCUCUUCUCAACUCAACAGGAGCAUCGUCGAUACCCCCAGCACCGCCACCGCCGCCCCUGCCACCAGCAGCUCCUCCUCUGAGUACAGAGGUGCCAACGCAGCCAAACCCGCAGCCUGAUGUCAGUGCAAGCCGAGGAGCCUUACUCAGCUCCAUUCAAAACUUUCAGAAGGGAACUCUGAAGAAAACACAGACAUGUGACUACAGUGCUCCCAGGAUCAGCUGAGGCCGCUGGUCACACCAGGAUUGAAUUCCCUCUCCCCCUCCUGUGCUGUCUAGGAACCAGAUCCUCCUGACCAGCGACUGAUCCACCAGCAUAUAGCGGCUAAUCACGCUGUAGCUCCGUUGACCCCUAUUUCAGCUUUCCUUGAGUAGCAGCACUGCCCUGUCUGAAUUGCAUUGCCACGCUGUGAUAAGUACUCCAUUCUUUACUUGGUUUCAAGAACUUUGUUCUCUAGCUACAGUUUCAGGGGUGCAGCAACUUCUAUAUAGCUGAAUAAAAAUCUGAAAAUAGGAAUGACCACGAUCAUGGUGAAUUAAUGCUUUUUUUUUUUUUCUAGCUCUAUUCCACCCCUUUUUUCAAAUUGCACAAAUGUAGCUUUAGUCUGCUCAGUUUUUCAACUCUUUUCAUGCACUUGUAACUCAUCUUAAUUCUUGCUGCAUUGAACGAGCAAGUUUUGUUCUAGAUAAUCCAACCCCUCCCAACCCUUAAAGUAUACUGCACAGGUGAGGGAACUAGAGAAUUAAAUCUUAUUCCCACCAUAUUUGCUGGUGGAGUAAAAAUGCUGUCUCAUUAAACUUGUUUAAAUGGACAUCCUACCUGUAACUCUAAGGGAAAGUGUUUUUAAAUGAGGAGACAGUUAAAAUGGGAUUUAAUAGGGCACUGGGUUAUUAUUCUUGAUUUAGUUAAAUGCAAAGUUACUUCAAGUUUAUUCAACAGCUUAAACUUUAUUGAAAGAUCCUUUUUGAUUUAAAACCUUAAAAAAAUUGCACUUUAAAGGAUUAUAGAUAAUCCAUUUUUUAAAUUCAAGUACAUCAGUGUUUUGUUACUAUGCAGAGAAUGUCUGUACAAAGUUUCAUGUAACCUGUGAUAUUCAGUCAUUUUUAUUAAAAUGUUAAUGGAA